GGGGAGACAUGCGCGCGGACUGAGCCACAUCUGGAAUAGUAACUACACAGAAGGAGUCCAGAGGAGCAGCAGACGCGCCGUGGUUCUCUCCAGACUCUCCACUUCUUUUUUUACCACUCUGACACUUUUUUUUUUUUUUGCUUUUUAGCUUCGAAAAUGCUGUUCAUUCUGCUCGGAGUGCUCGUCUUGCACCUAAUCAUCCUUAUUCUCCUUAUUGUGUCUACAGCGGCCAGUACCUGGUCUGUAAGUGAGAUGAGUAGCACUAAUCUUUGGUACAACUGCUUGACGACCCCUCAAGGCUACCACUGCAAGCCAGCCAGCAGCGAUGAUUGGAUCCAGGCAGUGCAAGCCCUUAUGAUCCUCUCAGUCCUCUUCUGCUUUUGCUCCCUCAUUGCCUUCUUGUAUCAGCUGUUCAGACUGGUGAAGGGCGGACGCUUCUUCUUCACCGCCAUCUUCCAGAUCUUGGCGAGUGUGUUUGUGAUGUGCGGGGGGAUCAUCUACACCGUGAUGAACCCGGACAGCAGUGCACAGUUCGGCUACGCCUACAUUCUGGCCUGGGCGGCGUUCCCUCUGACUCUCAUCAGCGGGCUCAUUUAUAUCGUUCUGAGGAAGAAGGAAUGAGAGCAGGAGCAGGGGAGGAAAGAGGAGGGGGGCAUCGGGAGGCCCCUUACCACAACAUCGCACUGUGCCUACUGCACCCACAGACCAUGGACUGACAUCUCAGCAGUUUCCAUUUGUUUCCCAGAACAAUCACACUAAUUAGUUUUUUUUUUUUUAAAUCCACAGUUGAUUUCCUUUGAAACCUGGUUCCAUUUUUAUAGGUUUUAGGAGUUUGGGGGGACAUCUCGACUCCCCAAUACUCUACAAAACCAUACAGUGUGAUACGAUAAAAAACCCUGCCUCACUUCGGUAUGAAGAUGUACAUAGUGUCUGUGGUUUUUAGUCAUAUUUAUAACAGUUUUUACCUACAAUGUGUACAUAGUGUUGUCAAGUUAACAUGCUCAUUUGCGUGAAAGUUUGUCUCUCACCAGUCAUGCAGCUGUACCAAAGAGAUGUCGCUUCAUCUGCCAGAGUAUCAAGCUUCUCCUCUUUUCUUUGCCUUUUUUAAAUGUCUAAUGCCUUUAACAAUGUGCCUUAUUUAGUUCAUGUGUUUGAGUGUAAAGAAAUCAGAAAAAAAAGUUACAAAAACUCUUGGAGUUUUUUUUUUGUUUUAAUGUACUUGAUAUUUCAACUAAAAUUGUUUUGAAUUUUGUAUUGCUGAAAAUGGUGCUUUUUUAAAUAAUAAAAAAAAACCCUACUAUUCUUGAAACAUGUAUUCUGAUUUGUGUUGCGUGUCAUUUCCUGUAAUUUGUACAAACUUAACUUUUUUGUCAGUAUUACAAAUAAACCUGUUGAA
Molecule: messenger RNA, 1396 nt
Organism: Nematolebias whitei (Rio pearlfish)
Lineage: Eukaryota; Metazoa; Chordata; Actinopteri; Cyprinodontiformes; Rivulidae
Gene: pmp22a
Product: peripheral myelin protein 22a
Exons: 5
Coding region: 157-621 (154 amino acids)
Cellular component (GO): plasma membrane
Source: RefSeq, a predicted model, not a curated record